This is a messenger RNA of Anisakis simplex (herring worm), 876 nucleotides long. The record is from the annotation of a GenBank genome assembly. Lineage: Eukaryota; Metazoa; Nematoda; Chromadorea; Rhabditida; Anisakidae.
AUGAAUGGGUGGCUGGAAGAUGUUUGUGAAGGUGAAGGUGUAUUAGAGGAAGAAAUUAUGUCCAUCACAAGUAUGACUAAAGUUGAAGUGCAGAUUCGAAGUUGUUUUUGUUGUGGCCUUUCACUGGCUACAGUCUUCAUCGCACUCUACACUCUCCUGCUCUAUUCGUUGCUAACAGGACUAGCUGGUUGGGGUCUUUCGGAUACCACUGCAAAUGGCGAUCUGUCUCACUACAACAGCUGUGAACUCGAAGCUCAAGGCAAAAUCCGUGCAGAUAAUCGAAAGUUGACGUUCCAUGAAGGCACCACAACGGUAGUGGUCGCCGACUCGACAUCUUACCAUUGUUCGUUCGGUCUGUACACGGAGGAACUGAAAUUCUCUUAUGCUUGGAGGAAGUUUACGUUAAUAGUGGAUAUUAUCCUUUACAUAAUGCUCAUCAUUGCCAGUAUCGUACUGUUGAUUGGACUUGCAACCUAUGUUGAAUGGUUAUUGCUGCCGUGGAUAUUUCUGAUGGUUUUGGAUAUCAUUCGCGGAUUAAUUUCCGUUUUCUUCAUAUUCUUUUUUGCACACUGGAAUUUGGCACGAAUUGCAACAGGAAUCUUUUUCUUGGGUUUACAAUUCUUUCACAUUUCAUUACUGAUGAUAAUGGUUGCCAAAUUCCAACGAAUGUAUAAUCGUAACCGAGGAAAUGUGAUCGAUGCAGAUAAACAGUACGAUAUCCGAACAGGAGGUUAUCCAACUUUGCCUUCAAAUUAUGCAUAUUCACCGCAAACGAGAAGAGCCGAUCCACGCGAUGCGUAUUAUCCAGAGCAACAAAUACGCGAUCAAAGAGCAUACGAUUCCAUGUACCGACAGCAGCAAUACGGCAGAUACUGA